Molecule: messenger RNA, 848 nt
Organism: Colletotrichum destructivum
Lineage: Eukaryota; Fungi; Ascomycota; Sordariomycetes; Glomerellales; Glomerellaceae
Exons: 3
Coding region: 240-596 (118 amino acids)
Source: RefSeq, a predicted model, not a curated record
CUCCAUUUCUGGAUCAGUGUGCCUUGUGCGCGUUGCGUCCAAAUGAACUCCAAUUCGCAACCAACAUGACUUGCGGCCACAACGACCGAUUGUUCUCCCAACUGCGUUGACUACUUAGGACAUCCCCGACUAACAGUUGUAAGACGUUUCCAGAAUGAGUCUCGCCCCAUAGCCGCGCUCGUUGUCGCUUCUGCCCUGCCCCUCUCACAGUGCCCUUCUUGUUAUUUUCGCCUUCGACGAUGUAUCAGCCUCAAACAGGGAGGGCUCCGCCUAGACUGUCGCGCCAGAUACCUCGCCAGUCUCCUUACCUGCUGCGCCAUGUGCGCGUGCCCUAUAAAAGUGGCUACCAUCAAGCUGCUGGUGGCGAUGUGAGAGCACAGAGACAAGGUCCGGUCACGUCUGCGGCGCAAGGCAAAGACAACCCCAACAGCAGUUCCAUCAACCCCCAAAUGCUGUCAGCGUCCUCCAUAUCAAGCUCUCGAAAAGUCUCUGAGACGCAAGAAGACAAUCCUGAAUUGAGGUAUCUCUAUUUCGCGAGCCAUGUUCAUAUUCAUGAUCAAGUUGAACCCGCUCGCCAAUGUCUAAACGCGGCUUAGGACCUACAUCUCCGACGGAUUCGGCGCCAUCCAACACGCCCUGUUCGACCUCAACGAACAAAUCGGCCAUUUGUCUGCUAGGAUGGACGAUUACCUCAAGAUACUCGAGUCAGCCGGAGCAUCAGUUGUGCCGGAGGGCUUGGAGACGGACGACCUGGACCUGGGAGACAUGGCCAAUCUCGUCAACUAUUAGCCAAGACACAAUCGAGCCGAGCUUGGGAGGAUGGGGACAUCUGCCAUACGAACGGCUCC